UGGAAAGAGUCACGUGACAGCAGAACACGUUUUCAGCUUGCGUGUGUCGUUGCAUUUGGACAAACGUUUAGUUAUUGUUAUCCAUAAAGAAGAAUGAGUAUCCCGGUGGUUGACUUUGCCGCGUGCAGCCUGCGCGAGCGAGACGUCGCCGACGGACAGAUGCACCACCUGCGCGAACAGCUGGAAUCCGCGUUCACCAAAGUUGGUUUCGUGUUUCUGGAGAACACCGGGAUCACUCAGGAGGAGGUGGAUCGUGUAAUGGACGUAUACAAGACGUUCUUCCUGCAGCCAGAUGAAGAGAAGGAACCCUUCAGCAGGAAAAGCUUUGCCAACAAUCCCAACCACGGCUGGGUGCGCCUGGAGGUCGAGAGGUUGAAUCCUCGUCUUCCAGGGGACCUGAAGGAGUCUUUCAACGUCACUUCGACCCGUCCUGACAUUAAAUGGCCAUCGGGUGCUGGAGAAGGCUUCCAGGAGAUCCAGACGUCUUUCUUCCAGCGCUGCAACCAGCUGAGUGUGCGGGUGCUGAGGGUGAUGGCCCUCAGCCUGGGUCUGGACCCGGAGGUGUUCCUGAGCGCGCACCGCUUGAUAGGAGCUGAAGGGAACAGCACAACACUGCGGUCUCUGUACUACCCGUCAGUGGACCACGACAAGGUGGAGGAGGGUCAGUUGCGAUGUGGGGAGCAUUCGGACUACGGCAGCAUCACCCUGUUGUUUAGCAGCUCUGGGGGUCUGCAGGUGCGGAGGCGUUCAGGUGAAUUCAUCGACGUUCCUUCCUUCCCCGGAGCGGUGCUCGUCAACGUCGCCGACCUGAUGCAGCGCUGGACCGGCGAUCACUUUGUCUCCGUGGUCCACCGAGUUAUGCUGCCUCCAGCCGGAGACUCCAGCACACGUCAGUCUCUGGCCUUCUUCGUACAGCCGGAUGAUGAUGCUGUGAUCACCUGCUGCGACGGCUCCAACAAAUACCCCCCAGUGACGGGAGGCGGCUACCUCCAGGAGCGCUUCAAGGCCUCCUAUGGAGCAAAGUGAAUGUUCUCCAAUCCCGUCAUUCAUGCACCACUUUGUAUUACACGUCUGGGAUGUUUAUUUGUAUCCUCUUUACGUGUAUCCAUAUCUCAGUGUUUUUUGAUAAUUGGUGUGUGUGUGUGAGACUUAAAGGAGAGAAACAAACCUCAGACCUGCAAGCUCAUUCAUUUUAUUGUCCACAUUCAAACCUUGUACAAGAGUUUCAUGAUUCCGCACAAUUAAACUGCUCUGUGAAAAGGAAACAUAAUAUAAAGCUUAACUAUCUCUGA
This is a messenger RNA of Gasterosteus aculeatus aculeatus (three-spined stickleback), 1292 nucleotides long. RefSeq lists its product as uncharacterized. Lineage: Eukaryota; Metazoa; Chordata; Actinopteri; Perciformes; Gasterosteidae. The record is from RefSeq and is a predicted model, not a curated record.